AUGAGUAUAGUUGGAGAACCCCCGAAGCGGGCAAAAAUUGACUAUGCAAUGGCAUUCGAUAACGUCGACCUCGAGAAAGUAAAGUUCCCCCAUGAUGACCCCUUAGUAAUUACACCAGUGAUUGGAAACUCGUCCGUAAAGAGAGUGCUCAUUGAUAAUGGAGCCUCGGUGGAUAUCUUGUUCUAUGAUGCCUAUGAAAAGAUGGGAUACUCCGAUACUCAACUAACACCCUCGGAUAUGCCUAUAUAUGGCUUCAACAAUGUGGAAACCAAGAUUGAAGGCAUGAUCAAACUCCCUGUAACUAUGGGUACCGAACCUAGACAAACCACAUGUAUGAUAAAUUUCUUGGUUGUUAAAGCUUCGUCGACCUAUAAUGCCAUCCUUGGAAGAACUGGGAUACACGCUUUUAAGGCAAUCCCGUCCACUUACCACAUGAAGAUUAAAUUCCCGACUAGGAACGGAAUUGGAGAAGAAUUAGGAGAUCAGGAAAUGGCCCGAAGCUGUUAUAUUGGGGCACUAAGAUCUGGAGGUGCUGGGGGGCAAGUACUACCCAUAGAGGAUCUCGAUGUCCGAGGAGAGGAAGAAAGAAGAGGCAAGCCCGCCGAAGACUUGAUUCCAAUCCCAUUGUAUACUGAGGAACCCGAAAAGGUUACUUAUGUUGGAGCCUUACUUCAGGAAGACUUGAAGCAAGAACUAGUGAGGUUCUUGAGGAACAAUCGUGAUGUUUUUGCUUGGACAACGGCUGACAUGCCAGGUAUUGAUCCCUUAUUCAUGACUCAUAGGUUGAAUGUGAAUCCUGAUAGGAAACCGAUUAAGCAAAAGAAGUUGAAUUUCGCUCCCGAAAGGCAGGAAGCCAUUAAACAGGAGGUUGAUAAGUUGCUGGAAGCCGGGUUUAUUGAGGAAAUUCAAUUUCCGGAAUGGCUAGCUAACCUUGUCAUGGUCAAGAAGGCCAAUGGAAAGUGGAGGAUGUGCGUAGACUUCACUGAUCUGAAUGAUGCUUGUCCCAAGGAUUGUUUCCCUCUUCCAAGGAUAGACACAUUAAUAGAUGCCACUGCUGGCCAUGAGAUGCUAAGCUUUAUGGACGGGUUCAGCGGAUAUAAUCAGAUCCGGAUGAACAAAGACGACGUCCCCAAGGUAUCAUUCAUUACCGACUUUGGUGUCUUCUGUUAUUUGGUUAUGGCAUUUGGACUUAAGAAUGCAGGAGCUACAUACCAACGCCUAGCAAACAAGAUGUUCAAACAUCUAAUAGGUAAAACUAUGGAAGUAUCGUUGAUGAUAUGCUGGUGA
Molecule: messenger RNA, 1287 nt
Organism: Daucus carota subsp. sativus
Lineage: Eukaryota; Viridiplantae; Streptophyta; Magnoliopsida; Apiales; Apiaceae
Exons: 1
Coding region: 1-1287 (428 amino acids)
Source: RefSeq, a predicted model, not a curated record